Messenger RNA from Budorcas taxicolor (takin), 6081 nucleotides. It is a transcript of the gene MUC6, whose product is annotated as mucin 6, oligomeric mucus/gel-forming. Lineage: Eukaryota; Metazoa; Chordata; Mammalia; Artiodactyla; Bovidae. The transcript has 35 exons. The record is from RefSeq and is a predicted model, not a curated record. Gene Ontology annotation, molecular function: protein binding. Gene Ontology annotation, cellular component: extracellular matrix. The coding region runs from base 1 to 6081 and encodes 2026 amino acids.
AUGACCCUGCCACCCACCAGCACUGGGACCUCAGCCCCAGACGUGGGCGGCCGCAUGCUGACGGGGGGCCCUGUCCUCGAAGCUCCAGACAACAGGGGCCGGUGCUCCACAUGGGGGGCCGGCCACUUCUCCACCUUUGAUGGCCACACAUACGACUUCUCGGGGACCUGCAACUACGUCUUUGCGGCCGUCUGCAAGGAUGCCCCAUCCACCUUCAGCGUCCAGCUACGGCGAGGGCCUGGUGGGAACAUCUCCCGGAUCAUUGUGGAGCUGGGGGCCUCUGUAGUCACCGUGCAGGACGCAGUCAUCACCGUCAAGGACGUGGGGGUGGUCAGCCUGCCCCACACCAGCAACGGGCUCCAGAUCACACCCUUCGGACAGAGCGUGCGCCUGCUGGCCAAGCAGCUGGAGAUGGAGCUGGUGGUCAUGUGGGGUCCCGGUGCCCAUCUCACGGUACUGGUGGAGAGGAAGUACAUGGGCAAGAUGUGCGGGCUGUGUGGGAACUUUGACGGCAAGAAGACCAACGAGUUUCUGAGCGAGGACGGCCAACUGCUGGAGCCCCACAAGUACGCCGCCCUCCAGAAACUGGACGACCCCAACGAGAUCUGCGCCUACGAGGCCAUCCCCAGCCCCCGGCUCCUGCAGGCAGAGCACGCCCAGGCCUGCCUGCGGCUGCUGACCCUGGUGGCGCCCGAGUGCACCGUGCCCCAGGAGCCCUUCCUGCUGAGCUGCCAGGCGGACAUGGCCGCAUGCGCGGAGCCCGGCCGGCCCAACUGCAGCUGCGCCACGCUGUCCGAGUACUCACGCCAGUGCAGCGUGGCCGGCCAGCCCGUCAGCAGCUGGCGGGGCCCCGACCUCUGCUCUGUGGGCCAGUGCCCGGCCAACCAGGUGUACUGGGAGUGCGGCGAGACCUGCGUGCGGACCUGCUCCAACCCGCGGCACAGCUGCUCCAGCUUCUGCACCUUCGGCUGCUUCUGCCCAGAAGGGACGGUUCUGGACGACAUCUCGAAAAACCACAGCUGUGUUCCCGAGCCCCAGUGCCCCUGCAUGCUCAGUGGGGUGGUCUACGCCCCCGGGGAGGUCACAACAGCCGCCUGCCAGACCUGCCGGUGCUCGGGGGGCCACUGGGAGUGUGAGGAGCGGCCCUGCCCGCGGCGCUGCGCCCUGGAGGGCGGCUCCUUCGUCACCACGUUCGACGCCAGGCCCUACCGCUUCCAUGGCACCUGCACCUACGUCCUUGUCCAGAGCCCCCAGCUCCCUGGCGGCGGCUCGCUCAUGGCUGCGUUCGACAAGUCUGGGUAUUCACACUCGGAGACCUCCCUGGUUGCUGUCAUCUACAAGUCCAGCCAGGACAAAAUCGUGAUUUCUCAGGAUGAGGUGGUCACCAACAACGGCGACACCAAAUGGCUGCCGUACAAGACUCGAAACAUCACGGUCUUCAGGCAGACAUCCACCCACCUUCAGAUGGUCACCACCUUUGGGCUGGAGCUCGUGAUCCAGCUCUGGCCCGUGUUCCAGCUGUACAUCACCGUCGGGCCCCAGUUCAGAGGCCAGACCAGAGGGCUCUGCGGCAACUUCAACGGGGACACGACGGACGAUUUCACCACGAGCAUGGGCAUCGCCGAGGGCACUGCCUCGCUCUUUGUGGACUCCUGGCGGGCGGGGAACUGCCCCGCUGCGCUGGAGCGAGAGACCGACCCCUGCUCCAUGAGCCAGCUCAACAAGGUGUGUGCGGAGACCCACUGCGCGGUGCUGGUGCAGAAGGGCACGGUGUUCGAGAACUGCCAUGCCACCGUGGACCCCAAGCCCUUCUACAAGAGGUGCGUGUACCAGGCUUGCAACUACGAGGAGACAUUCCCGCACAUCUGCGCCGCCCUCGGCGACUACGCGCUCGCGUGCGCCUCCCGGGGCGUCCUGCUGCAGGGCUGGAGGAACAGCGUGGACAACUGCAGCAUUCCCUGCACAGGCAACCAGACGUUCAGCUACAACAGCCAGGCCUGUGACCACACGUGCCUGUCGCUGACGGACCGCGAGGCCGAGUGCCACCCCAGCGCUGUGCCAGUGGACGGCUGCAACUGCCCUGAGGGCACCUACCUGAACCACAAGAGCGAGUGUGUGCGCAAGGCCCAGUGCCCCUGCCUCCUGGACAGCCACGGGUUCAUCCUGGCCGACCAGUCCACCAUGGUCAACGGGGUCGUCUGCCACUGCAUCAACGGGCGGCUGAGCUGUCGGGCGCGGCCUCAGAUGCUUCUGGCGACCUGCUCCGCGCCGAAGACCUUCCAGUCCUGCAGUCAGUCCUCGGAGGACAAGUUUGGGGCAGCCUGCGCCCCCACCUGUCAGAUGCUGGCCACUGGCACCCCCUGCGUGCCCACGAAGUGUGAGCCCGGCUGUGUCUGUGCCAAGGGGCUCUACGAGAACGCCAGCGGGCAGUGCGUGCCCCCCGAGGAGUGCCCAUGCGAGUUUGCGGGCAUCUCCUACCCCCGGGGCGCUGAGCUCCACACUGACUGUAAGAGCUGCACCUGCUCGAAUGGGACGUGGUCCUGCCAGCAGAGCGCCCACUGCCCGUCCACCUGCAGCCUCUAUGGGGAGGGCCACGUGGUCACCUUUGACGGGCAGCGCUUCGUGUUCGACGGCAACUGCGAGUACAUCCUGGUCACGGACGGCUGCAAUGCCAGUGACUCGCAGCCCACCUUCAAGAUCCUGACAGAGAACGUCGUGUGUGCAAAGUCAGGCGCCACCUGCUCACGGGCCAUAAAGAUCCUCCUGGGGGGCCUGUCCAUCGUGCUGGCAGACGCCAACUACACGGUGAGCGGGGAGGACCCUGGCGUGCACUUCCGGGUCAAGGCUGGCUCCCUGCACCUGGUGCUGGACGUCACCAUCGGCAGCGCGUACAACCUGACUCUCACCUGGAACAAGCACAUGGCCGUCUUCAUCAAGGUCGCCCGCGCCUCCCAGGAUCCCCUCUGCGGCCUGUGUGGCAACUACAAUGGGAAUAUGAAGGACGACUUCCAGACACGCAGCAAGUACUUGGCGUCCAGCGAGCUGGAGUUCGUGAACUCCUGGAAGGAGAGCCCGCUGUGCGGCGACACCACCUUCGCGCUGGACCCCUGUAGCCUCAACACCUUCCGCCGCUCCUGGGCCGAGCGCAAGUGCAGCAUCAUCAACAGCCAGACCUUCGCCGCCUGCCACGGCCAGGUCUACCGCCUGCCCUACUACGAGGCCUGCGUACAGGACACGUGUGCGUGCGACACUGGGGGGGACUGCGAGUGCCUAUGUGACGCUGUGGCUGCCUACGCCAAGGCCUGCGUGGACAAGGGCGUGUGUGUGGACUGGCGGUCCCCCGACUUCUGCCCCGUGUACUGUGACUUCUACAACACGCACAUGCAGCUGGGCAGCGAGUUCCAGUACACCCAGCAGGCCAACUGCACAUGGCACUACCAGCCGUGCCUCUGCCCCGCGUGGCCACAGAGCGUCCCGGACAACAUCGAAGGCUGCUACAACUGCUCCCAGGAUGAGUACUUCGAUCACGACAAGGGGACGUGCGUGCCAUGCAGUAAGCCCAGCCCACUGCCCGCAAGCUCGCCUGCCACAGAAACCACGCCAGCCACGGCCAGCACCACACUGACCCCCAGCACUGGGCUCGGCUCCCCAACGACACCCACGGCCCCCACGCAGACGCCUAGCCUCUCAGCCACAGCCUCUUCAUCCACACAGGCAGGGACAGCCCCAACCACCCGGACACAACCAGCGGUCUCCUCAGAGGGGUCACCUCAGAGCACCUCUGCUGUCACCGCCCGGGCCACAUCCGCACUGGCCCCCACGGCCACUCAGAGGUCCACAGCCACAGGCCCUCCCGUGACCUGGGCCACCACGUGGCCCACGGGGCCCUCCUUCAGCACCACCACGCAGUCCACAGCUCGGGCCACGGCGCACACGACAGCAGCCUCGCCAAGCCUGGCAACACCAGGGACCGCCACAGAGUACCCCACAACAUCCUCAACACACCGAUGGAGCCCCGAAACCCCCGCCAGUGAGGAGACAGUGCGCACGGAGCCCUCACAACCGCCAGAGGGCACCACAGGGCCCAGCACGGAACACACUGCCCUGCGGCCAACCGCGCCCACCGCCGGGGCCCAGGGCAGCGCCAGCCCCAGCACGCCGGCGGCCCCCUCCACGGCCACGAACCACCACACCCAUAGCCACGCCACCGACAGAGACAAUCAUACCCACAACCCCACCACUGACAGAGAUCACCACACCCACAGCUACAUCACUGACAAAGACCACCACACCCACAGUCACAACACUGACAACCACCACCACAGGAACCACCACACCCAUAGCCCCACCACUGACAGAGACCACCACACCCACAGUCACACCACUGACAGAGACAACCAUACCAACAGCCCCACCACUGACAGAGACCACUACAAAAACCACUACACCCACAGCCACACCACAGACAAAGACUACAACAGAAACCACCACAGUCACAGCCACUCCACUGACAGAGACAAUCAGAGAGACUUCCACAUCCACAGCCACACCACUGACAAAGAACACUACAUCCAAAGCCCCACCGCUGACAGAGACCACCACACCCACAGCCCCACCACUGACAACUACCACCACAGCCCCACCACUGACAGAGACCACUACAAAAACCACUACACCCACAGCCACAUCACUGACAAAGACUACAACAGAAACCACCACAUCCACAGCCACACCACUGACAAAGACCACUACACCCACAGCCCCACCACUGACAACUACCACCACAGGGACCACCACACCCACAACACACCACUGACAGAGACCACAGCAGAAACCACCACAGCCACACCAGUGACAAAUACCACCACAGGGAUCACCACACCCACAGACACACCACUGACAAAGACCACCACAGGGACCACUCAAGCCCAAAACUCGGUCAGCACAGUAACCUUCACAGCCCCAAUAUCACACUCUACUUCAGCCAUCCUCCCUGUGACCACUUCUCCAGCACUCAGCACUAUCUCCCGUACAUCCACCAGUAGAGGCACUGGGACACCCAUGACACGCACUACAACAGCCGCCCCCACUGGGCCACACACGCCAUUCACCACUCACUCCAGUGCCAACGUUUCUGUCCAUACCACCUCUCACACAACAGCUCUGCCAGCAGGAACAUCCUUCCGGACCACCACCACCCAUUCCACCCCAUCACAUCCAGAGACCCUUCCCGUCCACGUGUCAACAUCUGUGACUUCCACCUCUCACCCAGUCAUCACCCCAACGGAGUCCCACGCUACCUACUCCACCACAAAGCCUACUGGCACCCCAACGCCACUGACACACGUCCUGGUCACAUCCACGGCACCCACACCCAUGUCCUCACUGUUGACAACAACAACAGGGAGCACCACACCCACAACCCUGCCACUCACAAAGACCACCACAGGGACCACUCAAGCCCAGAGCCCGUCCACCACCGCACAGGCCACCUCUCUCACCACCCAAACCCCCACCCACGGCCUCCUGUCUUCUACGCUGGGCGUGACAGCCGUCCCAAGUUCUCCAGCCACCAACCUCACCACCAGACAGCCGAGUACCACCAGGCUGCAGACUACCGUGUUCCUGGCCAGCUCCAUCACUGCACAUGGAAGCUCCUUCCUCCCCACCGCCGGGUCUGUGUCCACAGAGAGCCAGUCCAUCUCCUCCUUUGCUACAUCUCUUCCCAGCUCUGCAGGUGCGGAGCCCCCAGAGGCCACGCCCCGGGGCCGCUGCCUGACGCCCGCCUCUCCACGCCCAGGGGCCUGCAGCGUGAAGGAGUCGGAGGAAGAAGUCACUUUCCAGGGGUGCACGGCCAACAUCACGGUGACCCGCUGCGAGGGUGUGUGCGCCUCCUCGGCCAGCUUCGACACGGACACCAUGCAAGUAGCCACCACCUGCAGCUGCUGCCACCCUGUCAGCUCCUACGAGGCGGAGCUCAUGCUGCCCUGCAUGGACCCUGUGGCGUGGGGGCAGCAGCUGGUGCUCACAGUGCAAGUGUUCAGCAGCUGUGCGUGCUACCGCCGGCGCUGCGGAGACUAG